AUGGACGGCUCAGACACUGCCAAAUCGCCUCCCGCAAAGGUCCCCCCCAAGCUGCCUCCCAAGGCCAAAGCGCCAGCAGCAGCAGCAGCAGCAGCACUUGGGGGAUCCCCCGAGGGGGCCCUCCAGGGGGCCCCCCAGGGGGGCCCCCCGGGGGCCCCCCCCAAGGGGCCCCCCAAGAUGCCCCCCAAGCUGGGCCCCCCAGGGGGCCCCCCAGGGGGCCCCCCAGGGGGCCCCCCAGGGGGGCCCCCAGGGGGGCCCCCAGGGGGGCCCCCAGGGGGGCCCCCAGGGGCCCCCCAAGGGGCCCCCCAAGGGGCCCCCUUCCCCCAAAAGUGGGGAGCUGGGGGCCCCCCGGGGUUCGGAAGUGCUGACGGAUUCUGA
Messenger RNA from Eimeria necatrix, 378 nucleotides. RefSeq lists its product as hypothetical. The coding region runs from base 1 to 378 and encodes 125 amino acids. The record is from RefSeq and is a predicted model, not a curated record. Lineage: Eukaryota; Apicomplexa; Conoidasida; Eucoccidiorida; Eimeriidae. The transcript has a single exon.